This is a messenger RNA of Triticum turgidum subsp. durum (durum wheat), 1227 nucleotides long. Lineage: Eukaryota; Viridiplantae; Streptophyta; Magnoliopsida; Poales; Poaceae. The record is from the annotation of a GenBank genome assembly.
AUGGGGAUGCUGUCGCGGCCGGAGGAGGUGCCGGCGCUGCUCAGGCUCAAGCUGGCGGCGGGGCGGAUCAGGCGCCAGAUCCCGCCGCAGGAGCACUGGGCCUUCGCCUACGACAUGCUGCAGCAGGUCUCCCGCAGCUUCGCGCUCGUCAUCCAGCAGCUAGGCCCCGAGCUCCGCAAUGCCGUCUGCGUCUUCUACCUCGUGCUCCGGGCCCUGGACACCGUCGAGGACGACACCGCCAUCCCUAACGAGGUCAAGCUGCCCAUCCUUCGGGACUUCUACCGCCACAUCUACAACCCGGACUGGCUCUUUUCAUGUGGAGCAAACGACUACAGAGUGCUCAUGGAUAAUUUUAGGCAAGUCUCCACGGCUUUCCUGGAGCUAGGCGAAGGAUACCAAAAGGCUAUUGAAGAAAUCACUAGGCGAAUGGGAGAAGGAAUGGCUAAAUUUAUAUGCACGGAGGUUGAAACCAUUGAUGACUAUGAUGAGUACUGCCACUAUGUAGCAGGGCUAGUAGGCUAUGGACUUUCUAGGCUCUUUCAUGCUACUGGCACAGAAGAUCUGGCUCCGGAUCAUCUUUCAAAUUCAAUGGGUUUAUUUCUACAGAAAACCAAUAUAAUAAGGGAUUAUUUGGAGGACAUAAAUGAGAUACCAAGGUGCCGUAUGUUCUGGCCUCGGGAAAUAUGGAGUAAAUAUGUCGAUAAACUUGAGGAUACAAAUCAGGAUUUAAAAUAUGAGGAAAAUUCAGAAAAGGCCGUGCAGUGCUUGAAUGAUAUGGUGACCAAUGCUUUGAUCCAUGCCCAAGAUUGCCUUCAAUACAUGUCAGCAUUGAAGGACAACUCCAAUUUUCGAUUUUGUGCAAUACCUCAGAUAAUGGCAAUUGGGACAUGUGCUAUUUGCUACAAUAAUGUGAAAGUCUUUAGAGGAGUUGUUAAGAUGAGGCGUGGGCUCACUGCACGGGUGAUUGAUGAGACAAAAUCGAUAUCUGAUGUCUAUUCUGCUUUCUAUGAGUUCUCUUCAUUGCUAGAGUCGAAGAUUGAUGAUAACGACCCAAAUGCUGCGCUGACACGGAGGCGUGUGGAUGCAAUAAAGAAAACUUGCAAGUCAUCCGGCCUGCUGAAGAGAAGGGGUUACGAUCUGGAGAAAUCAAAGUACAGAAUGCCUAUGCUGAUCAUGAUCAUGCUUCUGUUGGUGGCUAUUAUCUUGGGUGUACUGUAUGGCAAGUGA